UACGCAAAUCCAUUGAUGCGAGAGAUGCUUCUCAGCUCAGACCGCAACCAAGAGCAGCGGAGGACUUCUGAAAAAGUCAAGGUGAAGCAUUCCAGUCAAUGCAUCCUCCUCCUCAGUGACACAAAGAGGGACUGCCAUUAUAAAAGAAGUGUAAGUUCCCCCUCAACAUUCACACUUGACUCACUUCUUCCACAGUCCUCGUCUGCCAACUUUCAGUCUCAGCUGGAACCGUAAAGAUCUGGAGCUAAGAUGACUUUCUACGAUGACAUUUACCCAUUCUACCCUCUACAAAGGACCUCCUUCAUCUUCAGUGGCCGCUUGCUCACCAUUAUCCUGGUUUUCCUUGUGCUAGCAGUCAGUCUUCUUAUCAUUCUGCCAGGGAUACGAGGGAAGUCGAGGCUGUUCUGGAUGUUGAGAAUAAUUAUCAGCUUGUUCAUAGGCGUGGUGAUUGUGGCACUCAACUUCACCAACGACUGGGCUGAGGCCAGAAUGACCGCAAAUGCCACUUACAAGUCUUUCAGCAAUGCAGUGGUUAAUGCAGAGAUCGGCUUGCACGUGGGACUGUACGGCAUUAAUGUUACACUUAAAGGUAAUCCCGUUGUUCAAUUCAAUGAGACCAUUGACUACAAUGAGAUGUUCAACUGGCAUGACACUAUUGAAGAGGAGUAUGAGGAUGCUUUGGAGAAAGGUUUACCCAACCCCAUCCUGUACAUCGCAGAGAAAUUUACCCUCAGAAGCCCAUGUGGCCUCAUCUUUCAAUACAGAUACUCUGGACGAUACGCCUCUGCAACUCUUUGGACAGCAUUUUGCUGCUGGAUGCUCGCCAAUAUCCUCUUCUCCAUGCCAGUCAUUUUAUACGCCGGGUACAUGAUGUUGGUAACGGCUGCCUUCAUCUUUUUCUCCAUGGCCUCCUUCUCCACCAUCAUGAACGUGCCUCAGUGUGUUUUCUCUAUAGGAACCAACUCCUUUGAAACUGAGUACAGUCAUUCAUUCUGGCUGGCUCUGGCCACAGGUGUGUUGUGCGCCAUCAUUGGGAUUCUGGUGGUGAUGUUUAACUUUAUGAUACCGGAGAAGAUAAAAGAGGCUUUCAGCGGUGGUGUCGACAGUUAUGAAGAUGAAGACAUUUCUUAUGGCGAAGGCUACCUGAAUUCAGUAUUCCUUGAUGGAGUGACAAUUUCACCCCUGACAUCUAAAGUCACAUCGGAACAUAUAUGAAGCUCUCCAAGUUUCCCUCAGGGAGCUUUUCCAGCCAAUACUUGAAGAUAUUUUUGCUGAAUGUAUUACAGGGAGAGUGUCUCAUCUCACACCUAGUUCUAAUUAUCUAUAUGAGCCUGUUAAGUGUUAUAAAUGAUUUAACUGUAAAUAGUAGGAUUUGUAAAGUUCGUUGUCAUGUUGCAGUAGUUGUAAAUACAAUAUUGUAUGGGAUCCAUACAAUGUAUAUAUAUGCUAAUCAAUAUGAAUUUAGUCAUUGUUCAGCUCUUUUUUCAUUAGAAAUGGAAGAUGAGACAAAAUAACUAAUUGUUAGUUUGAUAUUAAUAGGUUUAGUGUUCGAUAGCCUUCUUACAGUGCAUGCAGAUUGCCAUGGCAACAUGUUGUUUAAUUAGUGCAUAGUUUCUGAGCGGUGUCAUUGGUUAAACUAUCAGCGAUUCCUGUUUUCACAACUUCUGAGAUCCAAUUCAGUGAGAAAACACAAGAGGAAGAACGAAUACCAAACUGCUUGGAAAAGUUCAACCGACUAAUCUCAAAUCCAGGCAAAUGUGUUUUAUAACUUGUCUGUUUGUAAGUUGUUUUUUUUGCCUUAAUAAAAUGAAAACAAACAACAAG
This is a messenger RNA of Thunnus maccoyii (southern bluefin tuna), 1824 nucleotides long. It is a transcript of the gene duoxa, whose product is annotated as dual oxidase 2. Lineage: Eukaryota; Metazoa; Chordata; Actinopteri; Scombriformes; Scombridae. The record is from RefSeq and is a predicted model, not a curated record. Gene Ontology annotation, cellular component: endoplasmic reticulum membrane. Gene Ontology annotation, biological process: protein transport. Bases 250 to 1215 code for a protein of 321 amino acids. The transcript has 9 exons.